Molecule: messenger RNA, 900 nt
Organism: Coccomyxa subellipsoidea C-169
Lineage: Eukaryota; Viridiplantae; Chlorophyta; Trebouxiophyceae; Coccomyxaceae
Exons: 4
Coding region: 183-701 (172 amino acids)
Biological process (GO): late endosome to vacuole transport via multivesicular body sorting pathway; protein targeting to vacuole
Source: RefSeq, a predicted model, not a curated record
GCGAAGACAAUACAUCUCUUCAGAUCACUUGAACACGAGGGAUCUUGCAUACUGGCUAUAAAUCUAUCUCAGUGAAAGAAGCGCUGCAUAACUUGCAGAUCAUCUGCCUGCAUCUCCAACCUGGUGGAAGACAAUCUCUGGGACAGAUAGUCGAAGGAUUCAUAAAAGUAAUGGACCGAUUAAUGGACGGUUGCAGUAUCUGUCCGGCCUGCUUUUCAGCAGAAUUACUUGUUUCGCCUCAAGUACUGCAAUUCUGGGAAGAAAAGGCGAAGGCGUAUGGACCAGGCCUUGCAGGAGCGCUGUUCGGUGGGGGCUGGUGGUUCUGGGUUGAUGCUUGUGCAGCCAGCAACACCAAAGUCCCAUUCGUGCAGUAUCUCCCGGGCAUCAUUGCCACACUGGCGCUCAUCAUGAUCAAUGCCAUCAGAAGGGAUGAGCUGCAGGAAUAUGACCCCUUUGAUGAGGGUGUGUUCUGCCGCUCGCGCAUCUGGCUGUUCAUAUCCUACAUGGUCAGCUUUGCAGCGGUGGCUGGCGCGGUGUGGGUGCUGCUGGGCCACUAUGCCCUCAAUCCUGAUGUCACGAAUGUCUGGCCAGGAGUGGCAGGCUUAUUUCAGGUCACACUCAUACUGGGGAGUGCACUGCUGUUCUUUGUUGCCAGAACGCCCUCGGCAGAGUCCAACUACGGGGGUUACGGAGCAUUCUGAGAUCAGUGGAGCUUCCGUUUGCAGAAAACGGACCACACCUUGUACAGUAAUCCGUUUCACGGUGCAAGGGACCUCCAGUGUACAGCCGUGAGUGGACAACAUGUUUAUGUGUCAGUAGUUCUCAAAGAGAGCAGACCAAUACUAUAGUAGUACAUUAGUCACAUAGGGCAAUCAAACCUGGAAAUUGGGAACAAUGAGC